Messenger RNA from Triticum turgidum subsp. durum (durum wheat), 1164 nucleotides. The record is from the annotation of a GenBank genome assembly. Lineage: Eukaryota; Viridiplantae; Streptophyta; Magnoliopsida; Poales; Poaceae.
AUGCACGCCAAGGCCCUUGAAUAUCCAUGCUUUCAAAAGGGCUAUGCAAAGAGCGUGGGUCUGCACUGCGAUGCUCGAUUAAAAGACAUCAAUGACAAUGUUUUUGUGGUUCACUACAGCAGCGAAGGAAUUAGCAAGGUCCAUCUGGGUCCUCUGAUCAUUCAGGAACGCAAGGUCAAACGGCAACAGCCCCCGGUGUGUGCUUGUGUCUGGAGUGGUGUGCAGGAUAGCGCAUUGGCGGGAAGCGGGGAAGGGGGCGCGGCGCGCCGUGUACGGAUGGCGGGGAAAACAGGGCGGGCAGAAGUUGAUGGUUCCUUUUUGAAUAAAUCACCCGCUCCUGAGGCUUUGUUGUCAUUAAAGGGUACAUCCAAAAAUAAGUCAGCACCUAGCGAAACGAGCAUCUUAAAGCUGUCUGCUGUUAUGGCUUCCAUGGCGACCAACGAGAACCUCCCACCAACUGUCAUCAGGCAAUUGGCUAAAGAACUGAAGAACCUUGAUGACUCACCUCCAGAAGGGAUCAAAGUUAUUGUUAAUGACGAUGACUUCGCCACUAUUUUUGCUGAUAUUGAGGGCCCUGCUGGAACCCCAUAUGAGAAUGGAAUAUUCCGGAUGAAGCUAAUAUUAUCUCGUGACUUCCCUCAGUCACCUCCAAAAGGGUUUUUCACGACUAAAAUUUUCCAUCCAAAUAUUGCAACUAGUGGUGAGAUAUGUGUUAACACAUUGAAGAAGGAUUGGAAUCCUAGCCUUGGAUUAAGGCAUGUUCUGCUGGUAGUGAGAUGCCUCCUGAUUGAGCCAUUUCCUGAAUCUGCCCUGAAUGAACAAGCUGGGAAGUUGCUGCUUGAGAACUAUGAGGAGUAUGCACGGCAUGCCAGGCUAUAUACCAGUAUCCAUGCUCUCAGACCCAAGAAUAAGUCCAAGAGUGGAGCUAUCUCUGAGUCAAUGACAGCUCUGAAUAAGGGCCAGCCUCAUACUGUUCUUGCACCAAUAUCGACCUCUACCGGCACAAAAGCAUUUGGCCCAAAUUCACAGGAUCGGAACGCUGCCCCUUCUGCUGUCUCAGGUGGAGCACCGGCAGCGCCCAGGAAGGACGGGCCACUGGCCGUGAAAGUCCCCGUCGAUAAGAAGAAGAUGGAUGCGAGGAAGAAGAGUUUGAAGAGAUUAUAA